Sorex araneus (European shrew) is the source of this 6712-nucleotide messenger RNA. It is a transcript of the gene ZNF518B, whose product is annotated as zinc finger protein 518B. NCBI's taxonomy places the organism in Eukaryota, Metazoa, Chordata, Mammalia, Eulipotyphla, Soricidae. Gene Ontology annotation, molecular function: DNA-binding transcription factor activity, RNA polymerase II-specific; RNA polymerase II cis-regulatory region sequence-specific DNA binding. The transcript has 3 exons. The record is from RefSeq and is a predicted model, not a curated record. Gene Ontology annotation, biological process: regulation of DNA-templated transcription. Bases 483 to 3725 code for a protein of 1080 amino acids.
CUGGAGGCCCGCUCGGCCGGGCUGGCCGCGGCGGGCUGGCUCUGCGCAGGCGCCGUGCGGCUCCGCCCCCCGAGUAGGGACCUACAAGCCGCGACCGGCGGCGACCAGCGGCGGUGGCAGCGGCGGCGGAGGCAGCAGCUCUGGCCCGCAGCGUAGACGCCCCCGAUCCAGGACCCCACCCGCAGGGAGCCAGCCUGCACAUCUGGGAAACAAAGCCCGUCUCAGUGUCCGAAAGUGACCUGAGUGCACCUGUCACCCACAGCCAGAGUGCCACCACGGACAGUCCUCAGUGCCCGCACAGGUGUGCCUUGUAGGACCUUUGUGGGCCCUGUCCUGCCCACGGUGCCUUUCCUAGUGCCCCCCCAAGCAUCCUUGAGCUGGAGCUGUCACCCUCGCGUGGGGCUACCACACGUGUUCCCAGACAUGAGGUCUGGAAAGCCGCCACCCCAGGCGCAGGCCAUGUGAGGCCUCCUGGACUCCCCAUGGACUCUCGGGCGAUGCAGAUCAAAAAGAUGAAGGACCUGGGGCAGCAGCUGUACCCGGCACACGCCAGCGAUGGACGAGGCCCUGCCACCAUGUCGCCCAAGUCCCUAGGCGCCCACCGCACAGCCCGCGCCCUGAGGCCUGAGCCCCCCGGGCUCGUGUACCCAGGCUCGGAGGCCGAGGCCACCCUCACCACCCUGGCCACCUGCGCCAAGUGCAAGGGCGUGCAGGAAAUCCCCAUCCAGGAGUUGAAGAAGACCCAGAGGGCAGACAAGUACAUCUGCUUCCAGUGCACCCUGAGCAUGGCGCCCCCACCUUUCCCCUUCGGCAGCGGCAGCCCCAGCGGCCUCCGAGGGAAGGCGGCAGAGCUGGGCCCCGGUGCGGGCAGCAACAAGUUCAAGGUGCGGAACUUCAAGCCGGGCAAGUACUACUGUGACAAGUGCCGGUUCUCCACCAAGGACCCGCUGCAGUACAAGAAGCACAUCACACAGCACGACGAGAUCCGCUUCAUCUGCUCCCACUGCAGCUACGUCUCCUACACGAAGGGCGAGUUCCAGCGGCACCUGGUCAAGCACACGGGCAUCUUCCCCUACCAGUGUGAGUACUGCGACUACGGCGCCGUCCGCAACGACUAUAUCGUCAAACACCGGAAGCGCGUCCACGAGCGGGCGGGCGGCCGACGUCCGCCCGGGCCCCCCGCCAAGCUGGAGGCCAAGCGAGCAGGCGCGGCCAAGCCCUACCCGGAGCUGGGCAAGACCCCGGGCCUGAGGAGGGAGGCACUGUCUGGCCGGCUGUCUGACCCGCUCUCCAAGUACCCCGCCCAUGCCAGGAAGGACAAGGCACAUGGGGUCCCGUGGUUGCCAGACCCUAAGGACUUCCAGAAGGACGUGGUGUGUAUCCCCAAGAGGCUGAGCCCGGCUGAGCCCAGCGAGAUGCCCCUGUUCGAGAACAAGAGCGUGGAGGUGGAGGUGCUGUCGCCCACCCGCGAGCCCCUGCAGCCCGGCAUGCCCCUGACCGUGGUGGCGCCCUCCGAGCUCGUGGUCCCUGCCAACUGCCUGGCCCAGCUCAUGGACGUGAAGGUGGUCAACGGGACCCAGCAGGUGCUCCUGAAACUCUUCCCUCUGGAGGAGAACAGUGGCCUGGAGGCCAGGCCCUGCGAUGGCGUGGCCAGCGAGCAGGGCGCCAAGGACAGGGGCCCCGGGGAGCCCGGGCAGGGGGGCUCUGUGGAGCCGACCAGAGCCCCGGCAGGAGACGGCCGUGUGGAACGGCUGGCGGCUGGCAUGAGGCACCUCCCUGCAGCCCUGCAGAAGCUCCGGAGCAUGAAGUGGCUGCGCUCCUACGACCUCCUCAUGUCCCACCCCGGCGCUCACGGCCCAAGCGAGCCCCCCGCGGCCACUGAGGAUCUGCAGGAGAGAGGUGCCCUGUGCCCCUACCAAGCCUCCCUUCCCUCGCUGGCCUUCAAAGGCCCCUUCCCCCCGGCCUCCAUGGUGAAAAACAGUGUUUUCUGUGGGCUAGGCGCAGGCCCCGGCCCUUUCCCGUAUAAAGCUGCUGCUGCUGCCGCCUUGGCUGAGGAGAGGCCGCCCCUGGCACGUGACUCCAAGCGACUGUUGCCUCUGAGCGCACCUCCCCUGGCCUUGCCCUUCUCUGGCGAGCAGUGCUUGUUGCCCCGAGGUAAGGGUGACCCGGAGUGCAGAAGAAAGCUCAGUGCCCCCGGAAAGGGCACGCCUUCGGGCCGGAAGCUCCAGGACAGCCCCCCCGAGCCCAGCAGCGUGGGCCCGGCUCCUGCUCAGUCCCAGAGUGAGUGUCUACAGAUCAGCCAGGCGGAAGAAGGGACAGCUGCGCCCCAGCAGCCUGGGGAUGGGCCCUUGGAGCUGACCACAGCGGAGAGGACGCCUGAGAGUUUCGAGGGCCCAGUCAUCUCGUCGGUCUUUUCUCUGAGCUCGGGAUCCGAGGACGUCCCAGAGGGCAUCAGGUGGAACAGCUCAACAUCCAAGGUCAAGUCCGUGGAGCUUCUGCGCCGCAAGAUCGCCAAACUGAUCGAGUCCUGUGGCAGACCGUCGUCUCUAGCCAGCAGUGGCCCACGUGGCCACCCAGCAGGGCCCGCAUCCAAGGCCCUUUCCAAGGCUGUCCCCAAAGAGAUCCAAGAAAUCAGUGCGGCAGUGGCAGGCCCCAGCUACGCCUCGGCCUCUCCACCAGGCCCCCGCGAGGAGCAUGCUGUGGAAGGACCGCCUCCGCACACACAGGCGUACCCCCAGACAGCCAUGGGCAGCGGUGGGAAAGCCGAAGGCAGAGGGGGCAGGAGGGCUCAUGCAGCCACGCCAGCAUUGGUCUCUAAAGGAGCAGCAUUGAGAGCCCUGAAUUCCUCCAAGGACGUCCCCAUCGUAGAGGCCGCAUGUGACACCCCAGGCACCGUUCCCCACAGCGAGGCCCAACUCAGCCAGCCAGAGACGUCCCGCCCAGCAAGACAGACCGACACAGACUUGCAGUGUCCAGUGAGCGAAGGCAGAUCAGGAGGCCUGGGCCCCACUCCCGACACAGCUCUUCGACCAAAGCCCAGAAAAGAGAGCGCCAUGUGUGGCGUCGCCCCUAGAAGAAACGGGGCCCUGUACCAAGGGCCACAGGGACUGGGGGACUCGGGGAGGCACCGGAAGCUGCUCUCCAGGAGUCUGCCGUUGAGCAAGAGCAAAAGCCGACAAGGAAACGCCGGCAAGAAGAAGGGCCAGGGGCAGGCGGAGCUGGGCCGCUAUCUCAAGGACCCAUCAAUUUUCCAGGUCGCCCGCCAGCUCCGCCUCGUUGCCGCCAAGCCCGACCAGCUGAUCAAGUGUCCCCGCCGGAACCAGCCCGUGAUCGUACUGAACCACCCUGACGUGGAUUCGCCCGAAGUGACCAACGUGAUGAAGGUCAUCAACAAGUACAAAGGCAAUGUCCUCAAGGUGGUCCUCUCCGAGCGGACGCGGUGUCAGCUGGGCAUCCGCCGCCACCACGUGCGGCUCACCUACCAGAACGCGGAGGAGGCCAAUCAGAUCAAGAGGCAGAUGAUGCUGAAGAUGAAGCUGAAGAAGGUCCACAAGAACAACUACCAAGUGGUGGACGCCCUGCCCGACGACUCGACCCAGUGUCUGUUCAAGUGCUGGUUCUGCGGGCGGCUCUACGAGGACCAGGAGGAGUGGAUGAGCCACGGCCAGCGGCAUCUGAUCGAAGCCACCAGGGACUGGGAUGUCCUCUCCUCCAAGGGCAAAUAGGCCGAGGCACCCUCUUCAGAACCAACCAGUGGUCUCUUUCAGCUUCCUCUGGAGCGGGUUUUUUAUUUUUGUCCCCAAAUCCCAGUCCCCUCCCAGACUCGGUAGGAGAAAUGUUGACUGUUGGAAUGGGGGCCCAUUCAUUCUCCAUCCCCAGGGUGAUGUCAGAGCCAGGAGUAGCAGACCUCGCCUGGGUGGUAUCAAAGCCCCUGAAUUGUCUACACAAGCCUGCAGGAUGCAUUUCUCAGCAGUGAGUGGACUCAGCCCCCUUUGCUGGGCACCCCUUGAGCUGAGUCUAUGCAGGCUUUUGGGGACCCCCUUGGAGGGGCAGGCCUCGAGCAUGCCAUACACAGGCUCCUGGCUUCCCAGUGUGCUCCCUAAGCCCAAGUUUCGGGUGCACCUUGCCUUUGUUUCUUGGCUUUAGCUCAUUGGGGGUGGAAUGGAGAUGAUAUGUUCUGUAUCCUGAGUCUGAAAUUUGGCCCUGAAGUCACGGGCCUGCCUUGCAGUCCCACGGCUAGGCUCAUGCUGUCCGCAUGUCUUUCUCUCAUGCAGAACCGGGCUCGCAGUGCCCACUUGUGAAGAAUGACUUCAGGGCAUUUCCUGAAUUCACUACUUCAGUAUCGGGUAUGAGGGAAAGGAAGAAGGCAUUGAAACGCUUUGGUUUUUGUUUUUUCCCCCACCCCAGAUAUCUUGAUUGAUGAUCACCGGUGUGGGGAAACGCCCCUUCUCACAGGAGGAGACCCAUGAUUAAUCCAGUCUUGUGUUUGCCCUCACUCUAUUCAGAGGGGACACGGGCCUCUCUCUCAGCAUCCCUGAGCAGCGGUGGUCCAAGGGAUAGAGGCAGAGCAAGCGGUGCUGCUGGCGUCGACGCAACUGUAGACUGGUACAGCUGCGUGCUCUCCUCAUCACAUGGGGGACCCUGGGCCUGCUUCCCCGAUCCGCUUUUUCAAGCGGACUCCUCUAGACAGCUUCCCUGUCCUUUUGUGCCUUCGAGGCCUCCUUACGGUGUCCCCUCUUCUCGGCUGAGCUUGUGGGAAUGCUCCCCAGCCUUCUGGAUUCUGGGGGGCAGAAUUCAGAAGUGAUGACCCGCUUCUGAAUUCAGUUAGCCAAAGUCUGGUCUUUCCUAGUGCCCUCCCCUCACCCCCACCCCCCACCAGAGAAAGGUUCCCAGCUGUUCCCUCCCCACCCCUCUCUGCCAGUAGAUGUAUGCUGGGUGCUGGUCUCUGUGGCCCCAUGGGUACCAGGGCCAGGGGCUCAUGUACAUCGACGGCGGAUGGAUGGCGUGGUGAGUGCGGCUCGGACGGGCCACGGGCCGCACGCACGACCUGGGAGCAGCCAGCUCUCACUUGCGUCUUGCAGGGCUGCUCCCUCCUUAGUGAAUUCUGGGCACCAGGAGACAAGACUGACUGUGCCGUGAUCAACACUUGGCCAGUCAGACUUAUCUGCUGUUGCGUUGUCGGAGACUUCUAGAUUUUUUCCCUCUAGAUUUUUCACACACGAGAGUUCUUGGAGGAUCUAACGGGAAGUCUUAGUGGGAGUGAUUGUAAUUCUUUCAGUUGGCUCUCCGCAUCGCUUAGUCUGUUUCAGCACACCAUCAGGGUGAUUAACUGGUUAUGAUUUUUAUCAAAAUUUGAAACUUGGCUUUGUAAAAACUGUGUGUCUGUGUGUGUACACGUAUACUUUUUUUUACCACAUGAAAACUAGCUAAUUUUUCUGGUUUCCUAUUUUAUAAAGAAAUUACACGGGCUGAGAAAAAUAACCCACAAUUUUUUAUAUUCUAGAAGUAAUUUAUUUUGAACGUAGAUUUUUUUAUAAUGGUCUGAUCUCAUUCUUAGCAGAUGAAAGCACAGUUCGGCCGAGGGUCUGGCUUAGGGGAAGCACCCAGAGGGUAAGCCCCGCUGAGCAUUUUUGUUAGAGUAUUGGGCCUCCAGGCAUUUCUGCUUGGCACUUGGUGAGACCCAGGUCUGAUGCCACUUCCCGGGUCAAGGAGGGCCCGAAGCUUACCAGGGCAUGUGUCGUGGCCCUCCUGCAUAAAGCAGGCCUCUCUGGAGAGAAGGCUAGGGCAUUCACUUCCACAAUACCUCACUGCUUAGCACCAUCUGUCCUGAGAUUUGAGGCCCCCUGAUGACCUUGACCAUGAAUCAGGUCAGAGUGUUACCUGCCAACAUGGACAGUUGACAUUUGGCAGCAUCAACCAUUACUCAAGUAUUAAAUAUAAACUCAGCCUGUGUACUUACUGCAGCAAACUUUUGUGAGUAGACCAAGUAGCUAACCUUUUGAAGAAUACUCAGAACUUAGACUAUUUUUUAAGCAAAGGACAGCCGGCUUUCAAAGACCCCCGAGAGUAGCUUUUGUUAGCAGGUAGGUCAGUGUUAGGAGUGAAGCCCACCUCUGACGCUUGGAGAGGCGGGAACGGCACAGUGUUGAAUGUGUGUGCUUUGUCUUACCUUGGUUUUGAAGGACUUCAGUAAGUUUUAUUAACGACAGAAACUACUAAUAAAAUUAUUUUAUGCUUAUUUUCUAAAGUAGAUUUUUUUUCCUUUGGGGGUCAGAAAGUCGAUGAUCUUGUUAUAUUUAUGAUAUGACAGAGAGUGGACAUUUUUUUUAAAAGACUCAAAGUAUACACUAAUCGAUUCUAUUUUGCUCAGAUUUCUAUCCCGAGUGCAAAAUAUUUAUGAGGCCCCCCAGGGCCCUAGAGCUGUCAACAGUCCUGAACACAGCGUAUUAACCCUUGAAAGCGUCUCUCUCCAGAACACUCCGGACAAGCCUACCCACCACGAAGAGGCCUGCCCCCGGGCCUCGGAGUUCCUGUGUGAGCCUGUCCAUGCCUGCAGAAGCAGGGGGUGCACUGCAGGACAUGCUGACGCGUCCGCUUCUCCCUGCGCUAGUGGCUGAUGUGUCUGCUGCUCUGGUUGUGAAACACGUUUGUAUGUAGUUAGAGAAGUUGGCAUCAACUUUGUUAAAUAAAGUAACUGAAAAAAUUCUCUCCA